Molecule: messenger RNA, 3426 nt
Organism: Pecten maximus
Lineage: Eukaryota; Metazoa; Mollusca; Bivalvia; Pectinida; Pectinidae
Exons: 22
Coding region: 1-3426 (1141 amino acids)
Biological process (GO): peptide cross-linking
Molecular function (GO): protein-glutamine gamma-glutamyltransferase activity
Source: RefSeq, a predicted model, not a curated record
AUGGACGAGAUCAGCUCUAUGAAGGAAAAGAUUACCAACAUAUUUGAAACCAACGGCAAAGUGUUACAAGUUCUUCAAAAAUGUGAAGCCAUUAACAAUUCUGAUGAAGCACAUGGACGUCGGAUACAUGACUUAAAGGAUUCCCUCCAACGACUGAGGAAACGUACUCAGGAAAGACACAAUAAGUUUCAGGAAUUAGAAGAGAUGACCCGUGAUCUUGGACUUAAGCUAGAACGUGCAGCUACAAUAAUGAGGACAUACAAAGACGUUGUAAACCGAGAUCGCCGUCAAUCGGAGGAUCUAGAUAUUAAAGUGGAUGGAAGGGAGUCAGACCUGCAGCCUAUUGUUGGAAGUUCUAAUAGUCCUCUCCGACGGGACAAAAACAUGACAAAGUCUGUCAACGUUACUCCCAAGUAUAAAGAACAAAUGACAUUAUCAGAGCCUUACAUAAGUCAUAAGAGUAUAGACGAGCACAGGCGUAAACAGAUGGUAACAUUUACCGACGAUUCCGAUAAACACUUUGCAGAUCGUCAGCAGUCUUCCCAGAUCUGGAAAGAUGGAUUGUUUAGUAGCAAUGAAAACGUGGAGGACAGUACCAGUCAUGUAUUGCAGUCCGCAGCGGAAAUACCCGUAAAUAACUCCGAUUUGAAACAAAAAUUGACGAAAAAUGCAGACGAUUAUUAUGAAAAUAAAUCUGAGAUGAGCAAACGUAGGAAUAAACAAAAAGCAAAUGUCAAUAAAAAUGAAAACUGCGCCGUAGGUAAUGACGUAGAGGUCGUCCCUAGUAAUAUCACCGAUGGCACGAAAGAUGAAGAUAUGAUGAAACAAGAAGUAAGUCUCCAUGGUCUAGCAAAGAGUCCAGGAACAGCCAUUUCCAGGAGUUUAACUAGGCCUGCGUUGAAGGAAAAAUAUGAACAUGCAAUCGAACAACCAGACCAUAUGCAACAAAAAGAACAACAACCAAUGGACACGAUGCUGCAAGACAAAAUAGAUGUGACGACUGCUAUCAAGGAGAUGGCUGACAGAGCUAAAACAGAAUUACUAAAAGGAGAAGAAGAGAAGCUGCCAAGAGGAGAUGGUCCCGACACAGUUUUGUGUUUAGACACUUCCGGUAGUAUGAAAGGCGUGGCAUUCCGUGAAAUGAUUUCACUAGCAACCAAGUUUGUUGAUGGCAUUCAACGAGUAUCUCAACAGACAGACAUAAAGGAGAACAUUGCGGUGUCAACGUUCGGAAAGAAACCUGGGGUACCUAUUCACCUGACCAACCAAUAUAAUAAAGUGACGGAAGUUUUGAGGACACUUAAGCCGGAGGGGCAAAGUCCUAUGCUCGAGGGAAUAUACAUGGCACUAGCAGCAAGCAAAGGAAAUACUGCAGGUAGACAAAACCCCACGGGUAUAAAUGGAAUCAUUUUUGGUGCGAGGAUCAUAUUAAUAUCGGAUGGUAAAGUGACACCCGACCAAUGGCGUCUCAACGAAGACAUGAUCGACCUAGAUGAUAUAGAGGCAACAGACUUGGUUAAUUCCAAUAUGAUAGCCGCGAUCAAUUUACUUCGGUCUUACGGGAAUACCCUUUAUUUAGUUCCGGUUGGAGAUUACACGGAAGGACCACUGCAACGAAUCGCAAGUCUAUCUGGUGGAGAAGUCAUCAAGAAUCGCGAACUUGAUAGACUGAUACAACACGCACAAUUUCAUACGAUACACGACUCACGAAUAGGUCGGGAGAAUAAAAAGCAUACUUCAGAAGACGACAUAAACUACCUUUUACAUGUGACAGGAGUCAACUUUAACUUUCAUGAUGACUGCAAGGCUCACCACACAGAUAAAUACAGCCUUACUGAGCAACAAUCUGGCAAGGACCAGUUCCUGGUCCUUCGAAGAGGUCAGCCAUUCCAGAUAACCUUGAACUUUGAUCAGCCUUACGACCAGCAACAACAUGAACUGGAGCUAAUAUUUGAAACAGGUACAUAUCCUGUGGCAACAAAGGGAACGAGAGUGGAAAUGUUCUUGUCAGCUGCUGAUCAACACUGCGAGUGGAGAGCCAGGCUUCUGGAACAAAAGGACCUGGCCUUGACAUUGGAGGUCAUAACUCCGCCUUCCUGUAUCAUUGGCCGAUGGCAUUUCAAAAUAAAGACAUUUAAAAAGACGAAUAUGCGGCCAUCAAAUAAGAUUUACAGCCACCCUCAACCUGUAUACAUCCUGUUUAAUCCUUGGUGUAAAGAGGACCAGGUCUAUCUACACAACGAUGGACUACUGGAAGAAUAUGUACUAGGCGAUACUGGCAGGAUUUUUAAGGGAAACGCAAAAGAUAUUUAUGGCAAACCAUGGAAUUUUGCUCAGUUUGAUGACCCAGUGUUGGACUGUGUCCUUGACCUUCUGAACAAUUUUCCAGCUUCCAACAGAGGUGAUCCUAUCAAGAUCGUACGCAAGCUAACUGCUUUGGUUAACACUUCAAAUGAGAACAGAAUCCUGAUAGGUAAUUGGUCAGGUAAUUAUGAGGGUGGCAAGAAACCUACGGCCUGGACUGGAAGUCAAUCCAUCUUGGAAGAGUACCACAAGACCAAGCUACCAGUCAAGUUUGGCCAGUGCUGGGUUUUCUCAGGAAUUUUGACUACAUGUUGCAGAACACUAGGAAUACCUACCAGAAGCGUCACUAAUUUUGCCUCAGCCCACGACACAGACAUAUCCGUCUCAAUAGACUACCAUUUUGAUGAGGAUGGGAACUUUUUGGAUUACAUGAACACAGACUCAGUAUGGAAUUUCCAUGUGCGGAAUGAUGUGUGGAUGGCACGUCCUGACCUUAAAGAUCAGGAAUACGGAGGCUGGCAAGCUUGUGACUCUACUCCCAAGGAGACUAGUGAUGGUCCGUACAGCUGCGGGCCCUGUCCGCUCCUGCAGAUUGCCCCGCUUGUGGAGAAAGUGGCUAGGCUCGAGGCUGAAAAUGAUGAGCUUCGCCAUCAGCUAGACGACCUGGAGCAGUACGGGAGGAGAACUCUUGUUCUUUUCUCCGGUUUUCCAGAACAGACGGGAGAGGAUACUUCCGCAAUCAUCCUGAAGGCAGCUGAAGAUUGUGGCGUCGACCUACCCCCACAGGCUCUGGAGCGUUCACAUCGAGUCGGCAAACCGGACCAGAACAGGGGGAAACCACGCCAAAUCAUCGCGCGACUAAAUUCCGUGGACGCCAAGUUUGCUCUACUCAAGUCAAGUCGCGGGUUUCGCUCCAAAGAUACAUUCAAGGGCAUCUCUGUGAACGAGGACCUUACUAGAUAUCGCGGUCGAUUAGCAUGUCUCGCGAGGAACCUAUUAAAGGCCGACCUGAUACUGCAGACAUGGACAACAAAUGGUAAGAUUAUGAUUAAAGACAAAUCGUCCAAAAUCAUUCAAAUCCGGCGGGAAUCAGAACUUGAACCCUUCGGUCACCAAAUGUGA